UAAACUAACGUCAUACACACACACACAGACCCACACAUGCAGGGACGGCUGUGUGUUGCCAGAGCAGAGGCUGAUUAAACCCUCAGCACGUUGGCUCCCUGUGCCACUCCUGGAAAAUAAUGAAUUGGAUAAAGAACAGUUAAUAAGAAAAUGUGCCUUGCUAACUGUGCACAUUACGACAAAGAGCUGGCAGCUCCUGAAGGAAAAGGGCUUGUGCUGCUGCCGUUCAAACUUGUCAGUCAGCUCGUGCCAGCAGCCUCAGCGUCUGCCUCCCCAGCACUCCCUCAUUACAUGUGUCUGUCUGGCCUGAUCUGUGCAUCUGCUCAGAGACGCUCCUGACAAGUCGGGAAUUUCUCCAUUUCUCCACUGCUGCGGAGUGGAUUUCUGCCUGCUUCUCUUCUGUCACUCCCGCUCCUCUCCCCAAGGAGGCUCCUUGAUUUAUGGUAGCUUUGGACUUCCUUCACCGUCUGCCUGUCCUUGACUUCUAGAAUGGAAGAAGCUGAGCUGGUGAAAGGGAGACUCCAGGCCAUCACAGAUAAAAGAAAAAUACAGGAAGAAAUCUCACAGAAGCGUCUGAAAAUAGAGGAAGAAAAACUAAAGCACCAGCAUUUGAAGAAAAAGGCCUUGAGGGAGAAAUGGCUUCUAGAUGGAAUCAGCAGCGGAAAAGAACAGGAGGAGAUGAAGAAGCAAAAUCAGCAAGACCAGCACCAGAUCCAGGUUCUAGAACAAAGUAUUCUCAGGCUUGAGAAAGAGAUUCAAGAUCUUGAAAAAGCUGAACUGCAAAUCUCAACCAAUGAAGAAGCAAUUUUGAAGAAAUUAAAAUCAAUUGAGAGGACAACAGAAGACAUAAUAAGAUCUGUAAAGGCAGAAAAGGAAGAAACAUUACAAGAGUCAAUUGAGGACAUCUAUGCUAAUAUACCUGACCUUCCAAAAUCCUACAUACCAUCCAGGUUAAGAAAGGAGAAAAAUGAAGGAAAAGAAGAUGAUGAACAAAAUAGAAAAGCUUUGUAUGCUAUGGAAAUCAAAGUUGAAAAAGACUUGAAGACUGGAGAAAGUACAGUUCUGUCUUCAAUACCCCUCCCAUCGGAUGACUUUAAAGGUACAGGAAUAAAAGUUUAUGAUGACGGGCAAAAGUCAGUGUAUGCAGUGAGCUCUAAUCACAGUGCAGCAUACAACGGCACCGAUGGCCUGGCACCAGUCGAAGUAGAAGACCUUUUAAGACAAGCUUCAGAGAGAAGCUCUAAGUCCCCCACAGAGUAUCAUGAGCCUGUAUAUGCCAAUCCGUUUUGCAGGCCUACAACCCCACAGAGAGAAAAGCUAACCCCUGGACCAAACUUUCAAGAAAGGGUAAAGAUUAAGGCUAAUGGACUGGGCAAUGAUGGAAAUAAAUCCAUACACAAUAUGGACAACGGACCUUCAGAGGAACAGGGCAACAACGUCAAUCACACCAGUCCCAUUCGGCCAAUACCUUAUCCCAGGUCAACGAAUCAACAAGCAGAAGAGACUCUCCCCACCCCACAAAAGAGGCUGAUGAGUCCUUGGGAAGAAUCCAAUGUCAUGCAGGACAAAUAUGCGCCCUCUCCAAAGGCAAGACUGAGCCCCAGGGAAACAACAGUUGGGAAGUCAGAACACCAAGGUUCUCCGCCCACGUGCCAGGAUGAGGAAGAUGUUAGAUACAAUAUCGUUCAUUCCCUGCCUGCUGACAUGGAUGGUACAGAACCUGUGACAAUGAUUUUCAUGGGAUAUCAGCAGGCAGAAGACAGUGAAGAAGAAAAGAGGCUUCUGACAGGGUACGAUGGGAUCAUCCAUGCUGAGCUGGUUGUGAUUGAUGAGGAGGAGGAGGAGGGUGAAGGAGAAGCUGAGAAGCCGUCCUACCACCCAGUAGCUCCCCACAGUCAGGUGUACCAGCCAGCCAAACCAACACCACUUCCUAGAAAGAGAUCAGAAGUUAGUCCCCAUGAAAACACAAACCAUAAAUCUCCUCACAAGAACUCCAUAUCUCUGAAAGAGCAAGAAGCAAGCUUAGGCAGCCCUGUUCACCAUUCUCCGCUUGAUGUUCAGAUACCUGGAGAUGGGACUGAGGAUCCAUCUUUAACAGCUUUAAGGAUGAGAAUGGCAAAGCUGGGGAAAAAAGUGAUCUGAGAGGUGUACCAACCCACAUAAACAUCCACUGAAGAAGAAACUAAGAAACGUUUGCAAAUUUCUCUUCUGGAUAUUUUUUGUUUCCUUUUUCUGAAGUUCAAAAAAUUAUAAUUUCCCAUAUUAAGCCAUGUGAAUAAGUAGUAGUCAUUAUUUGUGAAGAAUUCCAAAAAAGCUUGGUGAAAUGAAUGCUUAACUUUUCCUAUUACUUGACAUGAUUCAGUGGGGAAAAAACCAGCAUAUUUUUAUUGUAUUGAUACCAAAGCAUUUCUAAUAAGAGCUUGUUAAGUUUAAGAAUAAAGUUAUUUAAAAUAUCCUGA
This is a messenger RNA of Cynocephalus volans (Philippine flying lemur), 2459 nucleotides long. RefSeq names its product palmdelphin (gene PALMD). Gene Ontology annotation, cellular component: cytoplasm; membrane. The transcript has 8 exons. The record is from RefSeq and is a predicted model, not a curated record. The coding region runs from base 490 to 2142 and encodes 550 amino acids. NCBI's taxonomy places the organism in Eukaryota, Metazoa, Chordata, Mammalia, Dermoptera, Cynocephalidae. Gene Ontology annotation, biological process: regulation of cell shape.